AUGUCACGAAGACCGCUUGGAAGAAAGGAGUGGGACGUACGCGCUUCCACAUUAGCUCAGAACACCCACAACACUAUAAGGAGUAUCGUCGAGAAUCUUCGGGUGGAGCCAAAUCCUCAAAAGGAUUUGAUUGCUCUUUCUAUCGGGGAUCCCACCACGUUUGGGAAUCUUAACCCACCAGACCAAGUGCUAGCAGCUGUCAGAGAAAGUGUCGAAUCACAUGCGAGCCGGGGUUACGCUCCUGCGAAAGGACAACAGGAAGCAAGGCAAGCAGUGGCAGAGUAUAGCGCUCAUCAAGGGGAAGUGACAGCAGACGAUGUUGUUCUCGCAAGCGGUACUUCACAUGCGAUCGAACUCGCGAUCACCGCUCUCGCAGAUCCUGGACAAAACAUCCUUGUACCACGCCCAGGUUUCAUGAUCUAUCAGACCCUGGCGGUGGGGCUAGGAAUACGUAUUAAAUACUAUAGUUUAUUGCCAGAUGAACAGUGGAAAGUAGAUAUAGAUGAUUUAGAGAAUCAAAUCGACGAUGAUACCGCUGCCAUUAUUGUAAUAAAUCCCUCAAAUCCAUGUGGGUCAGUUUACGAUAAACAACAUCUUUGUGAAAUAGUGGACGUGGCUUCUAGAAACCACGUACCGAUAAUAGCUGAUGAAAUCUACGAACAUUUCGUCUUUUCGGGUCACAAGUUCCAUGCCAUAUCUUCUUUAUCAGAAGACGUUCCUGUAUUAACUUGCAGUGGGCUAACAAAAAGAUUUUUAGUGCCUGGCUGGCGCAUGGGUUGGGUGAUCGUUCACGAUCGUCACAAUAUAUUUGGAAAAGAUAUUCGCAAUGGUCUUAAUAAUUUAGCUUCGAGAAUACUUGGACCCAGCGCAUUAGUUCAAAGAGCUUUACCAUCCAUUCUCAAAUACACGCCGCAAAGUUUUUUUGAUGAAGUGAUACUAUUUAUCGAGAGUCAGGCGAAACUUGCAUAUGAAGAAUUACGAAGGGCUCCCGGCCUGCGACCCAUUAUGCCACAGGGAGCUAUGUAUAUGAUGAUCGGAAUAAAAAUGGCGUUAUUUCCCAGUAUUAAGAACGAAUUUCAAUUUGUUGAAUGCCUUGUAAAAGAACAAUCAGUUUUCUGCUUACCGGGAAAAUGUUUCGAGUACCCGAACUACAUGAGAAUUGUUUUAACAGUACCUGAAGCAUAUUUACGGGAAGCUUGCCAAAGGAUUAUAAUAUUUUGUAAGGAGCACAUUGACUAUGGCGAGAAACGUAAAGAAGUGGCUAAUGACGAUAUAACCGUUCCACAUAAUAUUGAAGUGUUAUGA
Messenger RNA from Leptosia nina, 1305 nucleotides. The record is from the annotation of a GenBank genome assembly. Lineage: Eukaryota; Metazoa; Arthropoda; Insecta; Lepidoptera; Pieridae.